Molecule: messenger RNA, 2989 nt
Organism: Rhinichthys klamathensis goyatoka
Lineage: Eukaryota; Metazoa; Chordata; Actinopteri; Cypriniformes; Leuciscidae
Gene: atf5b
Product: activating transcription factor 5b
Exons: 4
Coding region: 848-2179 (443 amino acids)
Biological process (GO): regulation of transcription by RNA polymerase II
Cellular component (GO): nucleus
Molecular function (GO): RNA polymerase II transcription regulatory region sequence-specific DNA binding; DNA-binding transcription activator activity, RNA polymerase II-specific
Source: RefSeq, a predicted model, not a curated record
CUGCAACAAGAGUUACAUCUCCAUAGUGUAAUAUGGUGUCCUUCCUCGUCGCAUGUGGUUAAAUAGUGCUUUACAUGGGUCUCUGUGCUUAGAUUUUGUGCUUAGAUAUACAUCCAGUCUGGUUUUGUCCAACUGGACCCACUUUAUGAUCAUCAGGAUUUACUUACCCUCUACAUUUGGAAAGGAAAUGCAGCUAUAAAACGCGGUUGCAGACUUUCUUCGAGAUCAAGCGGGAAAUCGCAUAGCUCUACUGACUGAUUUGUGGACUCGAGGCUGAAGUUCGGAUUGAACUUGUCCCGUUGAAUUCGAAUUGGACUCUACGCUGAGAGGGGCGAGGCGGCGGAUGGAUACGCAUACGUGUGAUGCGGUUACUGUUUGGUUUGACGUGAUACUCCUCUGUUCUCCAAAACUUUUGAACGAUUUAUCGUGUAACCGAUCAGUCUCGACAUCAAAUGAAGAAGAGUGAGACAAUGUUCUGCUAAAUUGAAAACGUGAGCUCCUCCACUGCGGUUUCCUGCGCUCACAGAAGCUCUUCAGACCUGACCACCUCAACACGAUGGAGUUUCAGUUUUUCACAUCUCUUUCCUGUAUGAGGCAUUUCUUCGAUUCUCAUGCGUUGUACGCAAUUCACCAUUUCAAUCGAAAUUGUGGCGGCAUUGAUUAUUCCCAGGAAUACUCCCCUCAUUUGCACAGCCGGCUUAAGAGCUCCCUCUUUCCUACUGGCUAACGAAGGCCAAUCAUAGGCGGAGGGAGGAGUCUGCACAGACGGAGGACUAAAUUGGUAAGCAGUACGGCACUUUUAUUUUGUCCGAUUGUUGGUGGGAACCGCACUGCAGCGUAUGUGUUAAUGGCGUACAAUUGGAUGACAAAAACUUUUGACGCUUACCCAAACUCAGCUUCCACAGAAUCCUCUCCUGGUUCCUCUAUCCCACCCUCACCUCUGGAGCAUGACGUCCAAAUGCCCUCCGACUUGGAGGUUAUGACCACUCUUCUUAAAGAAGAACUGGCUCAACUGGAGGAUUAUUACCUGUGUGAAUCAACACCUUUGAAAUUGGAAAAAUGGCAAAAGUGUGACAAAAGCCUGCAAGCUAUGGCUACGCAGUCAUACUAUCAGUUACCCUGCGCUUCGUACAAUGUUAACCAACCUGAAACAAAUCCCAGGCUGCUGUCCCUGGGGACUGGAGAGCUCGACCUACGAGGCUUCUGCGGGGGCUCUAUGAGCCGCCCGAAAAUGUCUAGACCCAGCCCCUACAGCUACAUUCGGACACACUGCAAUAGCCAAAGAAUAUCAGCAAACGGAUGUAAAGAUGUGGAGGUGUUUGAGAAAGAAACGUGGACUUUCAAAGGGACUCAUUCAGGUUAUGCAGAGUUGGCUUUUGACCAGUGCUCUGUCGACAAAUCCUUCGCAAAGAACCACGGCAGCGCAAAGAAGGUUCGAGAAUGUGCUUUACUGUUGAAGGAAGAAGAAAAAAGUUGCUUCACGGAAGACGUGUUUUACCGAGCGGAGAUGAUGAGAAGUUAUGAUCUCGGUGGGUCCCUGGAGCCCCACCACAGGAGAGAGGGCCAGAGCCACGGGAUGAAGAUGCUCGGCCAUGACGGGGUUGCCACGCCGAUUUUGCAGUGCGCCGAGAACGAGAGCUGUCCGCCGUAUAAACAAUCCGACGUAGCCGAGUGUUACUUUCAUCAGAUUACUGCCAAUUUAGAGCCAUAUCACGGCUACAUGAAUGAAAUCGAUCAGCCAAUUAGAACUGGGGCUGUUGAUAUCCAGAACAAUGACUACUUGCACCAUGAAUGCCUUGGGGAUCAAAGCUUUGAAUGUCUGUCCGGUGACAGUGUUGAGUCCUCUUUGGAGUUGCCUGUCCAGAAGCCACUACAAAGGUCACGGGAAAGUCAGUGUGUGUUUAAACCAGAUGUUAAAGUAGGUUCUUCGGAGAGAAACCAUGGAGAACGCAAGCAAAAGAAGAGAGACCAGAACAAGUCUGCUGCCCACAGGUACCGUCAGCGUAAGAGGGCGGAGCAGGACUGUUUGGAGGAGGAGCUUCAUGGUUUGGAAGGGCGGAACAGAGAACUUCGGGACAAAGCAGAAUCUGUAGAGAGAGAGAUUCAGUAUGUGAAAGAUCUCCUGAUUGAAGUCUACAAGGCUCGCAGUCAGCGCUUAAAAGAGGAUUCCAGUGCCUAAACCUCUGUCUCUUACCAGCAUUUCACUUAUACCAGGCUCUGACAGCAUGUUUUUAUGCUCCGAAUAGUUAGUGAACCUCAGAAAAAAAAACAAGAGCUCAUGUAUUAAAAUGGUUUUGUUUUUCCAAAGCGAAAGCCGCAUGGUUUCAUGAAACUGAGAGCAUAAUAUCUGAAGCACUGUGAUGAUAGCCUUGAAUACAUUCUAAUGACCUUGCUUGGUAUUUCAAUUUACAACGAUAUAUUUAAUGAAAAGCUACCCAUCAAGAUUUGAAUGAAUUUCACAUGGGACAUUACAUUGUUUUAGUGUACAAAAUAAGAUGUUCUGUACAGGCUUGCUCCGUUCUUUACUUAUCAUGAAAUAUCAUGCUUACUCAACAGCACAACAUAAUGAGAAAUUGUAAUAAUGUAGCGACAUGGUCGGAAUUCUUACUAAUAUUGUAAUAAUGCAAAGCACUGCAAUGUAAAAUGUCACUCAUUUUUUGCUUUAUAAUUUCAUGUAUUUCCUUAUAUUUCUCCUUUGUUUGUGAAAUAUCUCAUGUAAUUAUAUAUAGAAUACAGGAGAAAUAGUGCGUUUGCAAUGAUAUUUAAAUUGCUUUAAAAUAUAUUUUAAACUAAGGUUUAUAGUAUAUUAAUGACUGUUUUUUUUUUUUUUUGGCUCAGGUAUGGAAUGCAUGUCUAAUACAUCGAAAAGCAUGUUGGGUUACAAUUUAUUGCAUGACCCAAAAUAAGAAAUGAAUGCUUUUGUGCAUUAUGACAAUAUGUAGAAUUUUUAUUUUGCCCAUUUGUUUUAUUCUCAUUAACAUAGUGCUUU